CAAACGAUCGGACGUGUAAAUACGACGAGGAAAUAAAAACAAAUUAAUUUCGAGUUAAAUUAAUUAAUUGAAUCAGUAUCGACUACUGAGAAACAGAGUGAAAUACGCGUGAAAGCAAUAAAAUAAAAAUUAUUACCUUGAAAAAAGUGUAAAACAAAAAAAAAUUUACACAAAAGAAUUACCUGAGAAAGUAAUUUGUUGUUACAAAUUCAAAAAAUUACAAAUUAAACACAGCAAAAAUGAAUAAAUCUUGUGCACGUUGCUCGAAAACAGUUUAUCCCAUCGAGGAAUUAAAGUGUUUAGAUAAGUCAUGGCACAAAGCAUGCUUCAAAUGCACCGAAUGUGGAAUGACACUCAACAUGAAAACAUACAAAGGAUUUAACAAAAAUCCAUAUUGCGAAGCACAUGUACCGAAAGCCAAAGCCACGACGAUAGCUGAGACGCCGGAACUCAAACGGAUAGCUGAAAACACGAAAAUCCAGAGCAACGUGAAAUACCAUGCGGAAUUCGAGAAGCAAAAGGGCAAAGUGACGCAAGUCGCCGACGAUCCGGAAACACUUCGUUUGAAGCAAAACACGAAAAAUAUCUCGAACGUCGCGUAUCACGGAGACUUGCAAAAGAAGGCAGCCAUGGAAAAACAACGAGAAUUCGGGGAAGUUGUGGAUAACAAAGAUGAUCACAAUGAAUCGGAAUACUUUUCCGAAACACUUGCUGCAGAAUCUUUACCGCACUACCAACCGCCCGUCGUUGCUGCCCCGAACAACGUCACCAGCGCCACAAACAAUUCAUCACAACAGCAUCUGCCGCCAGCCCAGCAUCAUCCCGAACCGCCCACGUCUGGCAACUUGUAUCAAGCGCAACAAGCUCAGAACAUCCAGCAACGCUACUACGACCAAUACGAGAACUACGCUAGACCAAAUCCAAAUAACACGCAGCAAAAUUACACGAACAACAAUCAUCAUGCGAGUCAUGCGGCGGCUCCGGCCCCAAAUAACGGCUAUGGCGGCGGCGCUUACAACAACGGCGGCACUUCGAUGACGACGUCGCAACAUCAGCAGUAUCAGAAUAACAGCAGCGCCCAUCAUUAUAUGGCGCAAAAUUACGCACAACAACCGGCUUAUUAUGCGACGCAAACGGCAGCCCAUGGGGGAGGCGGGUAUCCCGCAUCUACGACAGGUAACGGUUACAACCAUCACCUCGAAAAUAACUCAUUGGGACAAAAAAUCACUGAUUACGAUCCAUUGAACGAUGGAUCCCGCACCCAUAUGCAACAUCAUCGCACUACUAACGAUCGCAGUGGCGCACUUAACAUGAAUCAAAAUCGGACAAGAACGGCUGAAAUUGACACCGGAAAUGGAUAUUAUGAUCAGCAAGUCUAUUAUCAGCAGCAACAACAGCAAAUUCAGCAACAGCAGAUGCAACAACAGCAAGCCGCGAAGCAACAUAAGCCGAUGAGUAGACAACGCGUUUACCGUGCCCUCUACGCCUACGAGGCCCAAGACGACGACGAAGUGAGCUUCAAGGAGGGCGAUUUAAUAUUCGAAAUGACCCCGAUCGAAGGUGGCUGGCUAACAGGACGCGUCGAAAGCACCGGCAAAUCUGGCAUGCUGCCCGCAAACUACGUCGAACAAGCCGUUAUUUAAAUUAAGAGCGUCCGAACAUCAAAUUAAGCCCCAAUUAAAAUAAUAAAUUAUAAUAAGCUGUUAUUAUUAUAUUAUUACAUAAACUACCAUAGUACAGACGAAAAAAUUAAAAAAAAAAAUAAAUAAAUUGAACGAACGGUAACAAAAAGCAAAUAAAAAAAAAUAAUUUAAAUGUUUCUUCAAAAAAGUCGUUACCACAAAAUUUUCUGUGUGCUCAAAUUCCUCUUUCUCACUUAAAAAAAAAUAAAAAUUUUAAAAAUUGUUAUCCUUGCCCACUUAGUAGCUCCCAGAAGAACCAAAAAUCCAGCCAAUAUUUAUCCAAUAAUUAUAUUUUUUGUGCCUUGUAAGAAUUUAGUCUAAAAAAAAAGUAAUCAUAAGUAACGAAAAAUAGGCGAAAAAUAAUUUUUGUAUACAAAUUUUUUAGGAAUUAGACGAAAAAAAAACUUGUUUGAUUGUUUUUUAAUCUAAUCUAAACUAAUAAUGUGUCAAAAACGGAGUAUUCUCCCAUUAAAAAGUCUUUCUGGACCUAAAAAUUACGUAUUUAUUACUAAAAAAUAAAUUAAAUAAAAAAUAAUCACGUCCCUUUCAAAAAAAUAACGGCACUACUAGCUAACAGUGUUCUAGAAUUAAAAGCAAACAAUAUCAUUAAACGUACGUCUCAUAAAAUAAAUAAAAUUUUUGCAUUUAAUCGAAGCUACAAUUUAGAGAAAUAGGCAGAAAUAUCAUCAUAUUAGAUAGGGUCGCGUAGAGUAGAGAAAUAAAAAAAAACGAAAAAAAAAAAUAAAUCAAUUUUUAAACGUAAUAAAAAUAAGGCUCAAAAGUCGUAAUAAAUGUUUCAAAUCUGAACUCAACUCAACAAGUAAAAAAAAAAUACGAAAAAUGAUAUUUUUUGGUGGAUUUUAAGUUUUGAAGCACAGAAAAAUUAAAUUCUAAAUAGGAAAUUGUUUGAAAUUAACAUGAAAAGUAAUUAAGUGUCAUCAAUAAUCGAUAAGAUUAUUUUUUUCUGCUUUU
Culicoides brevitarsis is the source of this 2654-nucleotide messenger RNA. Its product is annotated as LIM and SH3 domain protein Lasp. Gene Ontology annotation, cellular component: focal adhesion. Bases 240 to 1643 code for a protein of 467 amino acids. NCBI's taxonomy places the organism in Eukaryota, Metazoa, Arthropoda, Insecta, Diptera, Ceratopogonidae. The record is from RefSeq and is a predicted model, not a curated record. Gene Ontology annotation, molecular function: actin filament binding. The transcript is spliced from 6 exons.